AUGGCUUCCAGGGCUGGUGGAUCCAUAGGCCGAGGUGCAGGUAGGGCUCAGGGCAGCGCACCGGGUUCUCCACCACGACCUAUGCAGGGGCGAGUAGGGGAUGGACCGGGAGGAGCCGGCGCGAUCUUCGUUGGGGGGUUGCUUACUGUACCGGCGCCGACCUCUCGUCGCUCUUUCCGUUACGACGGCCCUCGACCCCCUCCUUCGGGGCAGACGCAGACGCAGCCGAAGAGCGGCAGUGAGGAGGAGGAUGAGGAGGAGGAUGGUGAGGGCGAGAAGGAGGAGGACACUGAGGGGAGCGGGGAUGACAGCGAGGCGGCGUGGGACCCAGAGACGCAUGGCGGUGGGGAGGGUGGAGAUGAUGAUGAUGAAGACCACGAGAUGGAUCGGUUGGAGCCAGAGGGGCGGGAGGAGGAGGUGGGAGAGGGUGGUGGAAGGGCGGCGACAGAGGCGGGAUCACAGCAUGUGCGUGAAGGGGGAGGGAGCGUGGGGGUUAAGGUGGGGGGGAGAAAGACCGUGACCAUUAGGGAGCCGAGGCAGAGGAAGAAGGCCAACAAGUUGAGGGAGCGGGCGUAUCCCUGCACGUUCACUGGGGAGCCCUUAGGCGAGGGUGUGAUCGCUCCCGAGUUCCUAGACGAGGACGGAGGGUCCGAGAGUAGUAAGGGGACUGGCAAGGGAGAGACGUUUCCCCGUGGGGGCUACAAAGGAGUGCUGGAUGGCUACGUCUAUCAGUGGCCACAUGCCAAGACUUGGCCGCAGCUCGCCAAGGGAAAAGGGAUGCCGACUGGUGGAGGUCAUGGGUCAGGCGGGAUGGAGCGGUGGAUGACAACCAAACUGACCUCGGUGCAACUACGGCAGGCGAUCACGAAGCUGGUGGUCACCUGCGACCUCCCCUUCCGCAUCGUCGAGGCCGAGGAUUUUCGUGAGCUACUCAUCCUGCUAAACCGCAACUGCGCGCAGAAGAACUUCAUCCCCUCGCGCUGGACGGUUUCCCGCGACACAGUGGUCUAUGCGGCUGCCGCUCUUCAGUCAGCCAUUGCGGAGAUGCUGGCGAAGGAGGGGGAGCUGGGGUGCAGGGUAUCGUUCACCAUCGACAUGUGGUCGGCGCCCAACAACAGGGCGUGGCUAGUGGUAACGGGUCACUGGAUCGACGAAAAUUACCAGCUGUGCACAAUGGUGUUUGAAUUCCGCGAGAUUCACGGGCGUCACACGGGCAAGCAGAUGGCGAGGGUGGUUGAAGAGACGGUGGUGCAGUGGGGGUUGGAGACGCGUUGUCUUGGGUUCACCUCAGACAACGCCUCCAGCAACACUACUGCUUUCAGGUGGAUGUCGGAGGAGGGUGGUGGCCAGUGCUUCUUCAACUCGCGCAUGCACUUCCGGUACCUUCUCCUGUGCUCCAGGGUCGAGGGCGGAGUGAUGGCGUCCAGGGGUGGUGGAUCCAUAGGCCGAGGUGCAGGCAGGGCUCAGGGCAGCGCACCGGGAUCUCCACCACGACCUAUGCAGGGGCGAGUAGGGGAUGGACCGGGUGGAGCCGGCGCGAUCUUCGUUGGGGGGUUGCUUACCGUACCGGCGCCGACCUCUCGUCGCUCUUUCCGUUACGACGGCCCUCGGCCCCCUCCUUCGGGGCAGACGCCGACACAGCCGGAGAGCGGCAGUGAGGAGGAGGAUGAGGAGGAGGAUGGUGAGGGCGAGAAGGAGGAGAACACUGAGGGGAGCGGGGAUGACAGCGAGGCGGCGUGGGACCCAGAGACGCAUGGCGGUGGGGAGGGGGGAGAUGAUGAUGAUGAAGACCACGAGAUGGAUGGGUUGGAGCCAGAGGGGCGGGAGGAGGAGGUGAGAGAGGGUGGUGGAAGGGCGGCGACAGAGGCGGGAUCACAGCAUGUGCGUGAAGGGGGGGGGAGCGUGGGGGUUAAGGUGGGAGGGGGAAAGGCCGUGACCAUUAGGGAGCCGAAGCAGAGGAAGAAAGCGAACAAGUUGAGAGAGCGGGCGUAUCCCUGCACGUUCACUGGGGAGCCCUUGGGCGAGGGUGUGAUUCCACCCGAGUUCCUAGACGAGGACGGAGGGUCCAAGAGUAGUAAGGGGACUAGCAAGGGGGGCUACAAGGGAGUGCCGGAUGGCUACGUCUAUCAGUGGCCACAUGCCAAGACUUGGCCGCAGCUCGCCAAGGGGAAAGCGAUGGCAACUGGUGGAGGUGAUGGGUCAGGAGGGAUCGAGCGGUGGAUGACAGCAAAACUGACCUCGGUGCAGCUACGGCAGGCAAUCACGAAGCUGGUGGUCACCUGCGACCUCCCCUUCCGCAUCGUCGAGGCCGAGGCUUUUCGUAAGCUACUCAUCCUGUUGAACCGCAACUGCGCGCAAAAAAACUUCAUCCCCUCGCGCUGGACGGUUUCCCGCGACACAGUGGUCUAUUCGGCUGCUGCUCUUCAGUCAGCCAUCGCGGAGAUGCUGGCGAAGGAGGGGGAGCUGGGGUGCAGGGUGUCGUUCACCAUCGACAUGUGGACGUCACCCAACAACAGGACGUGGCUGGUGGUAACGGGUCACUGGAUCGACGAGGGUUACCAGCUGCGCACAAUGGUGUUUGAAUUCCGGGAAAUUCACGGGCGGCACACGGGCAAGCAGAUGGCGAGGGUGGUUGAGGACACGGUGGUGCAGUGGGGGUUGGAGACGCGUUGUCUUGGGUUCACCUCAGACAACGCCUCUAGCAACACUGCCGCUUUCAGGUGGAUGUCGGAGGAGGGUGAUGCCUGGCACACGUGA
This is a messenger RNA of Closterium sp. NIES-65, 2757 nucleotides long. NCBI's taxonomy places the organism in Eukaryota, Viridiplantae, Streptophyta, Zygnematophyceae, Desmidiales, Closteriaceae. The record is from the annotation of a GenBank genome assembly.